AAUUAAUAAAAAAUUUGUAUCUCUCGUCCUCGAGACGGUGAGGUCCUGGGUUUCGUGACGUAGGCCGACGCGACGAGGUCCUGGGUUUCGCGACGGAGGCCGACGCGACGAGGUCCUGGGUUUCGCCAAGGCGGCUGGGCUGCGUGACGAGGCUGGGCUGGUCGUGGGACGUUGAUGGCCGGUGGGUUGGCCAUUUGAUGCUGGCGACGAAGGCCGGCGAGGUCUGGGUUUCACGCGGCGGAGGCCGACGGGGACUGAUGGCGGGUUCACCAACACCACCUCCACCACCAGCGAGAUUCAGGCCGGCAAAGGGCGAGGUUAGCAGGAAUCUGUAUGUUGCCAACUGUGGGCCGGCAGUAGGAGUUUCGUUUGCAGACAUCAAAGAGGUGUUUGGUGCAUUUGGAGAUGUCGAGGGUGUCUAUACAGCCGACGACUCUGGCGUCCGUGUUGUUGUUUGCUUUUCCCAUCACUCCUCCGCUCAAGCCGCUUUCCAAGCACUCAACGCUCGCCCUUGUCCCAACCUCCAUGGCCGCACUUUGCACAUUCGUUAUUCCCUUGUUCAACCUCCUCUCCAGAGAGAGCCGAAUAAUGUUGUUCCGGUGUCUUUGAACGCUUUGGAGUUGAACAUUCCUGGGCUUUACUUGGUGCAUGAUUUUGUCAGCCUUCAAGAAGAGCAGGAGUUGCUUGCAGCGGUUGAUGAAAGACCUUGGAAACAUCUCGCGAAAAGAAGGGUCCAACAUUAUGGUUAUGAAUUUUGCUAUCAGACAAGGAAUGUCGAUUCAAAACAGCAGUUAGGUGAACUUCCCUCAUUUGUUUCUCCUGUACUGGAGAAAAUGUCCAUGUUCAAAAAGCUUUAUAAAAUAACUGCAGAUGUAGCGUUGGACCAAUUGACGGUUAACGAGUAUCCACCUGGUGUGGGUUUGUCCCCACAUAUAGAUACCCAUUCUGCUUUUGAGGGGUUAAUUUUCAGCCUUUCACUAGCAGGACCUUGCAUCAUGGAGUUCAGGAGAUACAUUGAUGGUGAUUGGCGGCAUACUAAAGCUACACUUAGUACUGAUACGACAACAGAAAAUCCUGUAAACAACUCCAAUUUCCUUAGAAAGGCGAUCCAUCUUCCUCCGCGAUCUAUACUAUUGUUAUCUGGAGAGGCACGCAACGCAUGGAAUCACUACAUACCACACCAUAAGAUUGAUAUGGUGAACGACACUGUGAUCAGAAGAGGAUCAAGGAGAGUGUCUUUCACGUUUCGUAAGGUUCGAACAACACCUUGCAAAUGUAGCUUUCCCGAGUAUUGUGAUUCUCAGAGGCAGAAAAAGGGGUGAGUUUUCGUACUUCUGAAGAUUACCCUAUAAUUUUUUGUUUGAAGGUCCUAGACAGAUUUUUCUUAUUUUUCUUGUUUUCCGUUAUAUGUUGUUGCGAUAUAUAUGGUAAUUUGAA
Molecule: messenger RNA, 1437 nt
Organism: Morus notabilis
Lineage: Eukaryota; Viridiplantae; Streptophyta; Magnoliopsida; Rosales; Moraceae
Product: alkylated DNA repair protein ALKBH8 homolog
Exons: 7
Coding region: 198-1322 (374 amino acids)
Biological process (GO): oxidative demethylation
Molecular function (GO): oxidoreductase activity; demethylase activity; RNA binding
Source: RefSeq, a predicted model, not a curated record